CUAAAAAUCAUGUGUUAGCGUGCCUUGUUGUUGAGCAUGACAAAAACGUAUUGUUUUGUGUAAUCAAGAGAUCAUCAUGAAGUGAUCUGCUCACUCUUUUCUUUACGACCAAUUAUGCUCGUAUCUUUUUCUUGGUAGAACUAGAAAGUACUUGUACUAGUUGUUGCCACCAUGUCGGAGGAGCAAGCUGGCGCUGACGAGGGCGGUGACGAAGAAAAAGCGGAAGAUGCAUCAGCAGCGCCAGCAGCUGUCCCAGCUGCGGAUGAUGUUGGUGCUGAUCAAGCAGCAUCACCACCAGAUGAUGCAGGAGUUCUUGGCGGUGGUGCUACAACUGCUGCACCAGAAACGCAAAACGCAGAUGCGGCGACAAACGAAGCCGCCCCGGAUGAGGGUGGUGCAGCAGAAGGGGAAAAAACUGCGCCAGAGUCUUCACCAGGAGACGCAGAACAAGCUCCGCUCCCGAAUGCAGAAGACCCCAAUGGUGCGCCAGCACCAGAGGGCGACGGCGAAGGGAACGCCACCCCAGGAGCCGCGCUCGGCACUGCCGCGGCGGCUAAGGAUGAAAGUAAUGACCCGAAAAACGACGACGCCGACGUUGACAAGCACAAGCCGCGCGAGAAGGUGAUUGUGUCCGCUGAGACGCAGGCGGCGAUCGAUGAGGCGAAGAAGAGGAUGUACCAGGUGGAUGAUGAGUUCAUUGACAAUGUCCUCCAGGGCCAGUUCGAAAAGGCCGUGGAGAUGAUGGGGCCGCUCUCCACCCUCGAUCAGGACGCAGACCAGGAGAUCGCCAGGUUGAUAUCAAAUGCAAAAGUGUCUGGGUCUGGAAGGAUCCGAACUUCUGAUGCGUAUUUUGAAACGCAGAAAAGUCUCUCAUGCAUGGGCAGCAAAAGCUGCCCACUUUCUGUCACCAAAGUAGGGGACUUCUCAUGCGGGUUCGGCAUUGCGGAAGCUUCUCGAAACCUAUGAUGCUAGAGCUCUCAUGCCAGACCUUCUGUGUCAUGCAAAAACAGCAUGACUCUGCCAGACCCAGACAUUUUUGCAUUUGAUAGUUGACAAAUGUGUACGAAAACGCCGUGGACAACGUGUUCAACGCGAACGUUUCGAACACGAGCGGCAACGACUUUGCCGAGCACGUUUUGGGCGCGCAAAUCCAGCAACUGUUCCAAAUCGGUACCUCGUCCGGCGAAGAAGACGAAAAUGCACGACGUCACAAAGAAGUCGACGACGGAUUCGGAUUCAAGCCAAAUAAACCGAAGCCGGAGUUCAGCAGCGACGAGGACGAAAACGUUGAAAAAGAGCCGGAAGUCAACAAGUCGUUAAACUGGAAAAAGGACUACGACCUGGAUGCGAAGAACAACACCGAGAUUCUCGGUUCGAAGUUCGCGAUUGAGCAGGAAGAGGCAGAGAAAGCGGCGAAGAAGGAGGAGAUGAAGCGCAUGGCGCAAUGGCAGGCGGAGAUGGAGUAUGAACUGCAAAAGUUAAAGUAUCGUACUAGUACAAAUUGCAUUACAAAUUUGCUCAGCAUGUUGAGAAAUGGAAUUUGUCAUGCUGUUUUACUUUGAAAAGAAGAUUUGUCAUGCAUAUACUGCAAUUAGUACGACUACGAGUGCGAUACUUCUUUUGCACAGGAUAUGGAGCAGGCGGACGCGGAGCCCGAGUUUGACCAGUACGGUUAUGGGGUUCUCAGACGUUACAUUCUCAACUGUUACAUGAAUUUGUGAUGCAAGAAUGGCAAAAGUGACAGGAGGAAGAUUGCGCCUUUUGCAUUACAAGUUUGGCGCAGAAGAUUUAGAUGCUGUUUAGCUCUUCCGAAGUUUGUCAUGCGCAGCAGCUCGAUCAUCUGCCGGCUGCAGGCACUUUUGCAUGAGAAAUUCAUCGUAACAGUUGAUAAUGUAACGUUUGAGAACGCCAUAGCGGUCGGCUCAAGAAGAAAACGCGGCGGAAAUUGGAGGGGGUGCAGGGCAUCAACGAAACGCCCUGGCACGACCGGAGUUUCGUGGAUCCGCGGAACCAGUUGCCGGUAAGGAUGAAGGCGCGCGAGAUCAACCGGGCCUUCGCCGCGGUGGCCCUGUUGACGAACCACGCGCAGACCGAACUCAUCGGCGUGGGGACGCUGGUCUACUGCCCCUGCGAUCCGGACAACGUGUACGUGUUGUCCUCUGCGCACACGAUCAUAAACGACCGACAGGCGAAAAAAAUCAAGUGCAUCGUCAAGCUGCGCGGUGGUAAGGCUUUUAUAUUAGAAGCUAGGAAACGUGAAGAUCUAUUUCAACGACAAGAUAAGAGUUUAUUUUCCGAUUCCGCCCACCUCCGUCCUCCUCCUCCUCGUUAAUCCUUGUUUCAUGAUCCAGGAAACCGAAACGAGAUAGAGAGCUAGCGGGCGAGGUCGUAAAAGUACGCUGCAGAGCAACGCAAUGAGUUGAAAUCCAGAAAGUCGAUAUCAACACCAAAUAUAAAUAAAAGGUCCUUCCUCGCUCCAAACGGCCGGACGGUACAACUUCGAGUUCAACUGCAUUGGGGAAACUUUCAUGGUCGACCGCAUGACGAACCUGUCGCUGACCCGGGUCAGCGAUUACUGUGUGAACGCCAGCGAGCGGGAGUUUUCCGUAUUCUGUGCAAAAGCAUCGUACUCGUAUUGCAAUCAUGCAUUACAAGCAAACCCGCAUUACAAAUUUUAUGUCUCAUGCUGAGGAAAUUUGUAAUGCAUUUAUACGACUACGAUACUUUUGCAGUUCAUAUUCCGUUCCCGCGAGCAAUUUCGCGGUGCCGCUCGAGCCCUUCGACUUCUACUUUCCAAACGCCGUCCCACCGCCGGAUAGCGAGGAGGCCCGGAAACAGUUCGAGAAAACCGGCCUGCCCGCGGCCUACUUCAAUCCCCCGCCCCGGGAUAUCAAAUGUAAAAAUGUCUGGGUCUUGAAGAUUGCCAGGGUUGUCAUGCAUAUUUUGCAUAACCCAUACUGCCUGUAAUGCAUGGCCUAGCAUCACAGAUUUUUAAAGGGCCUUCUGAUGCGUAUUCCGCAUGCGAGACGCCCACUCCGGCGCGUAGCACAAACUGAACUCCUCUUGCUGGUCAUGCAAUACAGAUUUCUCCUACCUUCCAAAGACAGCAUCACAAGUUGCAACCUUCCAGACCCAGACAUUUUUGCACUUGAUAUGGGACCCGAAGCAGGUGUGCGCGAAGUUGUUCGCGGAGAACUUGUAUGCAUUGCAAAAGCAUCGUACUAGUAUAAAUUGCAUCACAAAUUUUGCUGGCAAGAGGGGAAGUGGAAUUUGUAAUGCUGUUUUCCCUGCUGCUGCUUCGGAAAAACAUUUGUCAUGCAUAUUUGCAAUGAGUACGAGUACGAUACUUUUGCACAGGAUAGCUUGUUGAUGCUGGACGUGCGGUGGGACCCGGAUCGCGUGACGCGGACCGUGGAGGACAAAAACUUCGACAAAAACAUGUCCGAAGAGCAGCAAGCGCUCGCUUCCAUGCUGGACGACGGGACGGGAACCAGUGCGCCGGCGAAAGUCACGCUCAAUAUCUCAAGCCCGGUCAUCGCGUCCGCCAGCCCGGCCAGCUCCGUUGAAAAUGGAGCUGCUGGAGGCAAUGGGACGACCGCAGGUGGCAAUGGAGAGGAGAAGCAGACCCAGCACUUUAUCGAAGAAGAACUCACGCCGGAGGAGUUGGCGGACUACAUACUGUCAGAAACCAUUCCUGACGAGACGGUGGAAGACCCCGCAGAUUUGGAGGAAGAAGAGGAGGAAAACAAGGGAGAUGGCGGUUCGGAGAAAUCCGGCGACUUGAUUGCGGAUUUGCUCAAAUCCGGAGCGGAGGAAGAGAAGGGAGCGGAAGAAGAGGAGGAGAAGGGGAUCAAAGAAUCCGUCAUACCGUGGUCCAGGCAGAGAUUGAAAAAGGUACGUGUGGGCUAGUCGUGACAAUUACUUAGCGGUUUUGUUCAACAUCUAAAGGCACAUGAUGAUGAUCAUACCAUAGAUCGCUUUUCUAUUUUUGAUAUGCACUGCUCAACGUUUUUUAUUUUUAUCCUCUCUCCAGUUUUACGACUCUCCGGACUCGUCGCACCUCGUCUGCCGCGACCUGGGGCGGCUCCAGGCGUACACCACCGUAUCCAGGAAAAAACACCCAUCCCCAUCCAUUUUUUGCAUGAAAAAUAGUGGAAUUUAUGCACGUUUUGCAUGACAAAUUGGAUGGGGAUGGGUGUUUUUUCCUGGAUACACCGACAGUGUGCGUUACACCAUGCGUGCGUACAACCGGAAGUUCUCCGGACAGCCGAUUUUUUACAUGCGACUGGCCGAGUACGUCCCGCCAAAGCCCAAGGAGAACCGCGAAGCCACGGAAAAUUCCUCCGAAUCGUCGCGGAACAAGCACGACGAGCAGUUUAAGGUCGUGCUGACCCCGGUGCUCUGUGGCGUGCAUUUGAACAACAACGACGAGGGACGGUCGGCGUUAUUGUCCCUGUACAAAAGUAUCAACCUAGUUCUGUUGAACGAAUCCGACGAGGACGAGGAUCAGACGAGUUCCAAGGCAGGCUCCAAAGACGACGGCGCUGGGUCAAAAACCUCCGGUCCGGAGGAGGACGACGACGAGAAGCAGGAGCGAAAACGGAGACGGCAAGAGAAGGAGCAGGAGGAGCUCGCAAAACUUUCGCCGUACGGCGCGAAGUCCAACGCGGCGAUCCGGUUGCUGACCGACCACAUCCCGAAGGUGAAAGAGCACUACCAGAAGGCGGCACUGCAGACGGUGUUGAAGUGCGACUUUGUCACUUUCCGACAGCAUGCCGCGUGUUUGCGGGUGGAUUUGAUCAAUCACCAGUACCCCGAGUACAACAACCGAACCUUGCUGCACCUCAUCGCAACGGCCGCGGAACCCACGAGCUUGCAGUAAUUUUUUGUAGCGGGGCUGCUUGUUCUUGUUCGCUUCUAUGUAUUUGUAAAUGUUCUACAAGUCGAACAACUUCGAGUUGUACGCUUCCAAAAAUUUGUCUCUAAAUAAUUGCAGCAGUGACCGCAUGAUGUUCAAGACGACCGCAAUUUUUCGGACACACUUUUUGACACUAGUAUGAAAUGAAAACCAUAUUAUUCUUGAACCAAACACUACCGCCCAGGGUCGACACCGCGAUCGAAAUUACGCAGCUGUUGGUGAAAUCGCAUGGGGACGUGUCCAUCCAGGACCGGAACGGUUGGAACCCGUUGAUGGCGCACGUUGCCGCGUCGUCCGGAGAGACCGUGACUCUGCUCUCCAUUCGCCUGCAAUACGAAGACGGGGACGAGUUUCGGGAGGAAGUCUUGCAGCAGGAGACGAAGCAGGGCUGGAACGUGUACGAGAUUGGAAUCCUGCACAACGCGGAAGAAGAGCUCAUGGAUUACCUGAAGGAGAAAUGGCCCCACAUCGUGCGUCCGGAAAAACUGGCCCUGUGCUACGGCGCCAAGCGAAAGUUCGGGCGGUGAAGCGGCGGAAGCAGGUGGCGCGUUUUAGCUGCUGAACCGGAGCACCAGCACGCUGGCGGCGGGUCGGUGGGUGCACAACUAAUACAUGAAUUCCGGAGGGAACUUUUAUUCUAGAACUAAAAGCCUGGCGUCAAUAAGAAGCUAAAGUGAAUAACAACGUGCAGCUACAAUCACAAUUUAUGGUAAGUUAGCUUAGUCAGUCAUACGAGAAAGUUCAAGUUGAUCACAAGCACGCGGGCCCGUCGUGGCUGCUGUGGCUGUGUGAUCUGUAAGAAACUUUUGAAGAGUUUUGAUCUAAGUGCGGUACUACUGUAUUUUUUUGAAUGGGGCGUUGCCUAGUGCCCUCCGUCCGUUCGUUGUAUGAAUCGUUUCAGAAAAGAACUCAAACUUCUGUCGGUUUUUUUUCACUGAUGGAGAUACAUAGUCGAAAGCGCAGGUGCAACAUAUUGUACAAUUCCUUUGGCACACGCACCCGUUUUUAGAAGGACCACGCCAAGACAUAAUGCUGUCGCAAGAACAAGUUGAAGUUUUUGCAUACAAUUUUAUGUGUUUUUCCGCCUAUGAACAGUAACGGUUCAACAAACAGCUUUUUCUUUACU
Molecule: messenger RNA, 6044 nt
Organism: Amoebophrya sp. A120
Lineage: Eukaryota; Dinophyceae; Syndiniales; Amoebophryaceae
Source: the annotation of a GenBank genome assembly